Molecule: messenger RNA, 7875 nt
Organism: Anolis carolinensis (green anole)
Lineage: Eukaryota; Metazoa; Chordata; Lepidosauria; Squamata; Anolidae
Gene: pde1c
Product: phosphodiesterase 1C
Exons: 18
Coding region: 1640-3820 (726 amino acids)
Biological process (GO): signal transduction
Cellular component (GO): neuronal cell body
Molecular function (GO): calmodulin-activated 3',5'-cyclic-GMP phosphodiesterase activity
Source: RefSeq, a predicted model, not a curated record
GCGGGUGGUGGUGUUGGUGUUGGUGGUGUUUGAACCCUUAAACUUCUUCCUCUAGCUAUGGGCCUCCAUCUGAGUACUUAAUAUCAACUGAGAAGAGGUUCUAUUCCAUAAGCCAAAUGUCUUGGUGGAGGAACUGUAAACUGUACAGAUGGAUCCCUGAAACAUCUCUUGGAUCACAACAACAUCACUUCUGCUUGGUGGAUAGAAUCAUGUUACUGUGUUACUGACAUCAAAGAGUCUUGCAGCAUCUUAAAUACUAAUAAAUUAAUUAUAGUGUAAGCUUUUGUGGACAAGUCUGCUUCAUCAGAUCGACACAGGAUAAUCCUUCGCUGGCAGAUGUGUCACAACUGAGGAUUUGUAAAGUAUUUAGUAACACUGCAGACUAAAAUUGCUAAAAUAAUCCUACAGAACACAAUCUACAGAUUUCAUAAACCUGUAGAAAAACACGAUUACAGCAGGUCACCGGGAUCAUCCAGUGGAGUUUGUUACAUUGAAACAGAAACUGUGUGCUGGAAUCACAUUCGACAGAUAUUUGUCUUCUUUACUGAAAACAUCCCGUAGCUAUGAUGUUAUGAUUCCUCUUUCAUGGGUUGACUUCUUUUAAUUACACUUAUUUGGCUAUGUUUUAUUCUAUCAGCAGUUAGCUAUCUAUUUCAUGGUAACUUGGUUGCUAGUUAAUUUUUAUCCAUCAAAGACUAGUUUCACACUGUGGCUUCUCUCUUUGCUGUUGGCUCUGUCUCAUGAAGGCAACACUAGCUAUACUCAGACAGAUGACUUUUGCAGAGGUGCAUUAGUGAAAUUGCUUCACUCCGUUGCUUGUUCCAUUUUAAUUGAAGCUGGCCUCUCCCCCUUUUGGGAUUAUCCUUCCUUUUUCCUAUAGUUCUGUGAGCUUUUGCAUGAAAGAAAAAGUGUGUAUGUGCCUCUGUGUGUGUGUGAGAGCCACACACAGAGAGGCUGGCCAGACUUGAAUUGAAAGAUGACUUUUUCCUCAGUUGUCGGUUUCCUUGCCUGUCAGCAAAGCGGCUGGUAAGUGGAAGAACACGAGAAGGGGAGGGCAUUUGUGGGUGUGUGUCGCCAAAAGAGAACGAGGGAGUGAGAUUCAGUCCUGGAAGGAAUGAGGACUGCCUUUCAUAGCAGAGAGCAAGGAAGGCGCAGGGUCCAGCAAAUAGCAAGGCGUAUAAUUGGGAACUGUAGAUCUGCCAAUACUUUCGGGCCUCCCAUCCAGGCAGCUUAAUUGUCAGCAGGGUUUUCUGCUCCACCCUCCCUCACAGUGGUAAAGAUCAUUCAAGCUGGUAUUACUGCUUGUAUCUUUGGCUUAUAAAAAUAAAAAUAAAAAUCUGGGGUUGCAUUCAAUCUGGAGAUCAGCCUGUAAUCCUGUCCAUCACUCUGAGGAGCAUGGCAUUUCACCACGACUUCUCUCAGUGCACACCUGGAAUUCUUGCCGGUUGCACACGCUCCUUCUAAUCAAAGUGUGGAAGGGUUGGGGGAGUCAGGAGCACUAAGAGGCAGGGAAAAAUGUUUGCUGCUUUUGAUCAGUGUUAAAAAACAAACAAACUCUACAACCAACGUGGACCGUGUGCAUGUUUUUGGGGACGCAUCUAUUUUUUCGAAGCUUUAACCAAGUGAACCAUAUCGAGCGAUGGAGUCUCCGACAAAGGAAAUCGAAGAAUUUGAGAGCAACUCUUUGAAGUACCUGCAGCCGGAACAAAUAGAGAAGAUAUGGCUUCGUCUCAGAGGACUGAGAAAAUACAAGAAAACAUCACAGAGGUUACGAUCCUUGGUAAAGCAGCUUGAGAGAGGAGAGGCAUCUGUUGUUGAUUUAAAAAAGAACUUGGAAUAUGCAGCUACCGUCCUUGAAUCGGUGUACAUUGAUGAAACCAGGCGUCUGUUGGAUACAGAAGAUGAGCUCAGUGAUAUCCAGUCGGAUUCUGUGCCCUCUGAGGUACGGGACUGGCUGGCUUCCACUUUCACGCGGCAGAUGGGGAUGAUGCUGAAAAGGACUGAGGAAAAACCACGUUUCAGAAGCAUUGUCCAUGCGGUGCAAGCUGGAAUAUUUGUGGAAAGAAUGUACAGACGAACAUCUAAUAUGGUUGGACUUAGCUAUCCACCAGCUGUGAUUGCAGUGCUAAAGAAUGUUGACAAGUGGUCCUUUGAUGUAUUUGCACUAAAUGAUGCUAGUGGGGAACAUGCACUGAAAUUUAUUUUCUAUGAAUUGCUCACCCGCUAUGAUCUGAUCAGCCGUUUCAAGAUUCCAAUUUCUGCUCUUGUCUCAUUUGUGGAAGCCUUGGAAGUUGGCUACAGCAAGCAUAAAAAUCCAUACCACAAUCUCAUGCAUGCUGCAGAUGUCACACAGACAGUUCAUUAUCUCCUUUUUAAGACGGGUGUAGUGCACUGGUUGACAGAGCUGGAAAUCUUUGCUAUGAUCUUUGCAGCUGCCAUCCAUGACUACGAGCACACUGGAACCACCAACAACUUUCAUAUUCAGACACGGUCAGAUACAGCCAUUCUUUAUAAUGAUCGUUCUGUGCUAGAAAAUCAUCACCUUUGUGCAGCAUUUCGCCUUUUGCAAGAUGAUGAGGAGAUGAACAUUUUGUCUAACCUCUCAAAGGAUGAUUGGAGGGAAUUCAGGACUCUAGUGAUCGAGAUGGUGCUGGCUACAGAUAUGUCUUGUCACUUCCAACAAAUCAAAGCCAUGAAGAAUGCACUGCAGCAACCAGAAGGAAUCGACAAACCAAAAGCCUUAUCACUGAUGUUGCAUACAGCUGACAUCAGUCAUCCUGCCAAGGCAUGGGAUCUACAUCAUCGCUGGACCAUGUCAUUACUAGAAGAGUUUUUCAGACAGGGUGAUAAAGAAGCUGAACUAGGCCUUCCUUUUUCACCGCUAUGUGACCGUAAAUCCACCAUGGUUCCUCAGUCUCAAAUAGGUUUUAUUGAUUUUAUUGUGGAGCCCACCUUCACUGUGCUGACUGACAUGACAGAAAAGAUUGUAACACCUCUCAUUGAAGAAGCCUCUCACUCUGGCAUGACAGGGUUUAGGCGUUCCAGUCUGAAUAGCAUUAGCCCCUCAGAAGUUAAACGAUCAAGUGUCAAGAGCACUGGGUCUGAAGGAAGUGCCUCACUCAACUGUUCCAUCCUCACUGUGGACUUCAAAUGUUUUAAAACCACCUGGACUGAGUUGGUGCAACAAAACCGAGAAAAGUGGAAAGCACAAGCAACCAAAGAAGAAAAAACAAAAAAAGAAACAGAGGAAAAUGCUCAGCAGGGUGCAGAUGAGAAGAAAACAGAAGAAAGGGAAGGGAAAAAGCAAGCUGAAGAAAGCUCUGGUACCAAAACUGACAAGAGUAAAGAAGGAAACUCAAGUGGGAGUAAGAGCACAGAAGCCAGUAAAAGCAGCGUAAAUGGGACUCAUCAAACUGGUGAUAACAAACAUGAAGCUUCUCAAGGGAAAAAUAUCACUCAGGUGGAAAAGGAGUCAGAGUCCAAUCCAACAGCAGGACAACAGAAACAAGUACAGAAUGGUGAAUUAAAAAACGAUAAUAAGUCAGAGAGCAAAAAUCAGGGAAAUGAGUUAAGGAAAUCAGAGGGUUCAAAACAACAUAUGAAAACUGCACCAGUACCAGAUUCCACAAAUCGGCUUACUUUGCCAGUCAUCAAACCUCCAAUGCACCAUCUCAAGAAACCAAAUUUUGCCUCAACAAGCACCACUUUACCACCCUUCCAUAUGAAAACUGAAGAUUCUUUGAUGAAAUAUAAACUGCUUGACCAGAGAGACAGAAUGAAGAAGAUUCAGCACAUUUCUCACCAUUGGAAUCGGAAAUAGAUUGUCAGUUAUUAUUAGAAGUAAUUUUGAAAGCAAAGUAAUAACUGUACAAUGAAAGAAACAAGUAUGUAAUAUAACAAACGCAAUGGGUAAAUCCUGUAAACAUAUUGGCUCUGACUGACAAAAUAUGCUGGGGAUAGAGUUGCACCAAAUCCCACAAUCCGAUCCACACAAAAUAACGGAAAGGACAAAACCUCUGGAUUUGCAUUCAGGGCUAUGUGCCAAGUAUGAUAAUUUCAUUGUGAAUUCUAUAACUGAGGAGCCAACAAUUUGUAAGGACAAAGCCUGUGAAAAUUAUUUCCUUAAAAAAAUAUUAUGCCCAGAAUUCUCCAAGGAUGAUUAUCCAGGGAAAAUAUCUAUUUUUUUAAAUAAUUUUUAUUAAAGUCAUUUGCCAAGGAGUAUAUAUCACAUUGACAAUUUCACACAGUGAAGGGGGAUAACAUGGGGGUAAGAAAAAAAUAUAUAUAGGAGGUUAGGGGAAAUCUAUUAAUCGAAACCCUACAUCAGGAAACAAAAGGAAAAAGAAAAAGAGGACCGAAACAGAAAGCAAAAAACAAAAAAUCAGAACAUCACUUAAAUACUAACAGUUAUCACAUAUAAUUAAAAUUGACUUCCAUCAGAUGUGUGUUGUUAUGUAUUGUAUUCAUUUGGUAUCAGCUAUACCCUUGUAUUUCCUCUUCUAUUUGUUUGUUGUAUUAUUUUUCUCUCCUUUAGUGUUUAUUCUGGGACAGUUGUGUAGUCUUUUAUCUUUGGCUAUUGUAUCCUUAUAUUAUCACUUUACAGUUCUCUGUUCUUAAAUAGUUUGUAACUAAUUCCCAAUCUGUUUGUUUUUUGGGUUUGCCUUGAGUGUUCAAUAAUAAGUAUGCUAAUUUAUCUGCACCCAGGGAAAACUUUAUGAGUUGUAGUUCCAAGUUAAUAAUAAUAAUAAUAUUUUUAUAUAUCCUGCCCCAUCUCCCCGAAGGGAUUCGGGGCGGUUCACAACAGGGACAAGCCUGAAACAACGACACAACAUAUUUGACAAAAACUGAAAACAUUUCAACGAUACACAAAAUAAAAUAAUGGACAAUGCAUUAAAUCAUGGACAAUACAUUAAGUUCUGUAUUUGGGGAAGGGAAAUCCUUUAUUUAUUUAUGUCAAUACCACACAACAUAAAUUGCUGUCUUCUGUUACAUGCACUACACAAGUAGAGGAGGGAGCAGGAAGCAGAUACCUUUUUCAAAUAAGUCGGUCACCACAUAACUUAUGAUCACUGUAUUUCAUUACAUAAUAGUCACCACCACAUAUAAAUUGCACACCCAUUUUUGGGGUGCCCAAAAUGGUAUAAGUUGAUUUCUUUGCGUAAUAGUCGCGCUGCCCACCCAUUCGCCUGCCCCUUGGAGCUGGGGAAAGUCCCAUAACACUGAGGGGCAGGCAUACUGGUGUGUGUGUGUGUGUGUGUGUGUGUGUGUGUGUGUGUGUGUGAGAGAGAGAGAGAGAGACAAGGGAGGCCUCGUAGCUCUCACAGGUACACGGGUAGGUAAUUCACCAUGUAAUAGUCACCACCACAUAAUAGUUACAAAGAGGAAAAUGGGGGGGGGGAGUGUGACACACAGUGAAAGAUUGCAUUUGACCCAAAGGUAUUUUUUCAUUCGCUAUACUACCCAGCUACCCCCCCCCCAAUAUAUUUUGUCACUUGUUCCCUUUGUUUUCCCCAAUACUUUUUUCUGUAUAAUCAUUGCAUGAAUAGAAUAUAAAAGGCAGCCAAAGAAUAGAACAGUCAAGUAUCUUCUUGCUUAAUCUCAUGGAAACAUUGUACUAUAGGGACUUGAAAAUAAUUUGCUGAUCCCUGCUUGAAUCAGUUGUUGAGUUUCACUAGAACAAAGAAGUGGAGAAGUCCAGUUCUGCAAAUAAACAUUGCUCCAUUAACACAAAUAAUAAGAAAAAUUACAGGACACCAGAGUCACCUUCCUAUCAAUUGUGCUGGACUUAGAAAUUACUUAUUCGAUCCUUUGUAAUACCCACACAUGAUGAGUUUAUAUGUUUUUCAAUUCCAGAAGACCAAAAUUUACAGAAAGCCAAGGCUUCAGUUGAUAAUUGAAGUUAGACAAUUGGGCUGCAGCAUCAUUUGCAUUCCACUCUGGUGCACCAAAAACUAAGACACUCCAAAUGAUGCUUCAUAUCCUAGAGAUUAGCAGAAUAUAAUGUAUUGGUUGUCAGCUCACUAUAGCCGCUCCCAAAUGAAGACACAAGACUUUCUGUUAUCACUGGAAACUUUUACUACAGGAAACAUGUAAAAAGCCAAGAGUGCCAGGCAUCGGUUCGCGCUCCCUUAUAUACCCUCCCCCGUAUUCAAAGACACAAUUCCCGCCAGAUAAAAACCUCACGAAAUCCCCCCGCCAAAUUCUGUAACCGUUUCCUUUCAGGAUCAGGCAUACCAGGUGUCUGAUGAGUAUGGAAUGUCAGUGACCCGGAUUUCUGGUGCCAUAAUACAGGCCCUGAAGACUGGGUUCUGACAUUGGUGUCUUUGAGUGAUAUUCAGAAGCCUGUGAAAGGAACUCUUUAUCAGAUUUUGGGGAAAGGUACAAAAAUGUGACAGCUCUAUUUCAGAUGAGAAGUGUAGGGUCAGAGUCAGGGAAUAAAGAUAUUUAUACCUGCAGUGCAAUAAAUGAACGUAUAAUCUGUGCAAUGACAAUUGGAAUGGCCCUGGAUUAUGACUGUGGAUUAUAUGAUUUUAAUAAUUAAUGUACAUGUUUUUAUAUGCAUUAUUUCUCUGGUUUUAAUGAGACGUUUACCAAUUGUAUGUUUUUAAGGCAUUGAAUUGUUGCCGAUUUGUGAAGCCUCUCUGAUUCCCCCUAGGGGUUGAGAAGGGUGGGGCAUAAAUAUGGAAAAUUGAUAAAUAAAGAUAUUUUGUGCCUAAACUAAUUGAAUGCCACACUACAAACAGACAGAACAGGAAUAUUUUGGUUAAUAAUAAUAAUAAUAAUAAUAAUAAUAAUAAUAAUAAUAAUAAUAAUAACUUUAUUUUUAUACCCCGCCCCAUCUCCCCGAAGGGACUUGGGGCGGCUUACAUGGGGCCUUGCCCGAUAGAACUAUCAAAUAUCAAAACACAGCAAUAAAAUAGUUAUCCAAUAAAAACAUCAAUUACAGUAAAAACAAUAGUUAAAAUUAACAUAAAACAUACAAUAUUAACACUGGAGACUAAUUCCUAGAACCCAGGCAAAGUGCAACAUUUGCCGAAAUGGGCUGAAAUGGGGAAGGUAACUUCACAGUUGAAAUGGACAAAGUGCAAUAUAGCAUUGGCAACACCUCGAGAAUGGGGCUAUUAUAAAAUGGGCAGAUAGAUCAGUCCGACACCAAAUUGCCUCGGACAAUGAAGUUUCUUUCUAUAAAGUCAUGUUAAAUUGUCAGCCCACCCUUUAUUGUUUUCUGGCUGUCUGAAAUAUUAUUAUUAUUAUUAAUAAUAAUAAUAAUAAUAAUAAUAAUAAUAAUAACAAUAAUAAUAAUUAGCAUUGUGAAAAUGUUAAAGGAAGUCUGCAGGGAUAUAGACUUUCAGUGUCAGGUUUCAGCGAAUCUGAAGCAAACAGUAUUAUUGGGAAAUAAUACUGAUCCCUUGAUACACUGUGGGCCUUCCUACAAAAGGCAAGAUAAAAAGCAGCUGCUUUCAGAUUUCUUUAUUGAGUUUAUGUGAAUAGCAAAACAGAGAGAAAGAGGAAAGCAGAAAAGCCUUUCUCACCAGCUGGUCCCAGAAUGCUAGAAAGCAUAAAUAUCUAACAUGGCCACCAAAAUGGGAUUCAUGAGAAAAGUGGAAGCCGUUGAAAAAAAAAUUUUGAAUAAAUUUUGGAAGUUUUUAAACAGACUAGAAAAUUCAACUUGUUUUUGUUUACUUAAGCAAGGCAUACUUGAUCUGCUUGUUGUAUCCCACAUGUGCAUGUUCUUAAGCUUGGAUAAAAAGCUUGCUGAAAUGUGUUGUGGAUGGCUCUGCUGUUUUGUGGCUGUUAUUUCGAAGCUAUUUUUGCCUCUGAUAUGAAAUUUCCUGUUAAAGUAAUAACCAAGAAUACAUCUAUUUAAUCAACUGA